This is a messenger RNA of Doryrhamphus excisus (bluestripe pipefish), 2877 nucleotides long. It is a transcript of the gene kcnh6b, whose product is annotated as potassium voltage-gated channel, subfamily H (eag-related), member 6b. Gene Ontology annotation, biological process: membrane repolarization during cardiac muscle cell action potential; regulation of ventricular cardiac muscle cell membrane repolarization; regulation of heart rate by cardiac conduction. Gene Ontology annotation, cellular component: plasma membrane. The record is from RefSeq and is a predicted model, not a curated record. Gene Ontology annotation, molecular function: inward rectifier potassium channel activity. NCBI's taxonomy places the organism in Eukaryota, Metazoa, Chordata, Actinopteri, Syngnathiformes, Syngnathidae.
UGAUCGGUUUUCCAGUGUUGAUGAAGUAGCGUGGUGGUGGCGACAUGCGAGGCAGAGAGGAGGACCUGACACAAAUGCUAGUAUGAGCCAUGGAAGGGAUGAGGGGAUAUUCCUGAAUGAAGGAAUCUUCAGGCUCACGAGGACUUCUGGAUAGCUGCCGAAACCAACUUUAUAGGAGUUGAUAAUACAAGCAGCAGUGAAGGCUCUCUCCAUUAGAUUAGUCCAUGUCUGACUCAGACCUCAUGAGCAGGGAAUGCCGAUCUCCUACGGGCCCCAGGAUGGAGCUGCUGAGCCCCUCCAAGGUGAAGGACCGUUCACAGAACGUCACAGAGAAGGUCACACAGGUUCUGUCCUUGGAGUCUGAUGUGCUGCCGGAGUAUAAACUCGAAGUUCCAGAAACAACAUGGUGGAUCCUGCUUCACUACAGUCCUUUCAAGGCCUUCUGGGACUGGAUCAUUCUCCUCCUGGUUCUUUACACGGCCGUUUUUACUCCGUACUCGGCGGCGUUCCUCUUGGACGAGCACAGUGAUGUGCGCCAGAGGAGGUGCGGCUACACGUGUAACCCUUUGAACGUGGCUGACCUGUUGGUGGACGUACUGUUCAUUGUGGAUAUCGUCAUCAAUCUACGCACCACCUACGUGGACCACAACGACGAGGUGGUGACGCAGCCCAGCCGCAUCGCCAAGCAUUACAUCAAAGGGUGGUUCCCCAUUGAUCUGUUUGCCGCCGUCCCCUUCGACCUGCUCAUUUUUAGAUCCGGUUCCGAUGAGAUGGCCACCUUAACAAGUCUGCUCAAAACAGCUCGCUUGCUACGUUUAGUCCGCGUGGCGAGAAAGCUAGACCGGUACUCCGAGUACGGCGCUGCCGUCCUUUUCCUUCUCAUGUGCACUUUUGUCCUCAUCGCCCACUGGCUCGCCUGCAUCUGGUACGCCAUCGGCUUCGUGGAGAGGCCGUACACAGAGACCGGUUGGCUGGACAACUUGGCUGAACAACUGGGCAAGACGUAUAACGACAAUGACUCCAGUUCGGGACCGUCGGUCAAGGACAAAUACGUGACUGCGCUGUACUUCACCUUGAGCAGUUUGACAAGCGUCGGCUUUGGAAAUGUUUCUCCGAACACCAACUCUGAGAAGAUCUUCUCCAUCUGUGUCAUGGUCAUUGGUUCGCUCAUGUAUGCAAGCAUAUUUGGGAAUGUGUCCGCCAUCAUCCAGCGGCUGUACUCCGGUACGACGCGCUACCACACUCAGAUGCUACGAGUCAAAGAGUUCAUCCGAUUCCACCAAAUCCCCUUCAGCCUGCGCCAACGCUUGGAGGAAUACUUCCAGCACGCGUGGUCCUACACAAACGGCAUUGACAUGAACGCUGUGUUGAAGGGAUUCCCGGAGUCCCUGCAAGCUGAUAUCUGUUUGCACUUGAACAGAUCUCUGCUGCAGACUUGCAAGGCGUUUCGUGGAGGAAGUCAAGCUUGUCUUCGGGCUUUGGCGAUGAGGUUCAAGACGGUCCACGCCCCUCCGGGUGAUAGCCUCAUCCACUACGGCGACAUCCUGGACUCGCUCUUCUUCAUCUCACGUGGUUCCAUCCAGGUCAUAAGGGAGGAUGUGGUGGUCGCCAUACUAGAGAAGAAUGACAUCUUUGGCGAGUUGAUCCAGCUUUACGACGAACCGGGGAAGUCCAAUUCGGAUGUACACACCAUCACUUACUGCGACCUGCACCGCAUAAUGAGGGAGGACCUGUUGGAGGUUCUGGAUAUGUACCCGGGUUUCGCUGACAACUUCUGGCGGAACUUGGAGUUAACCUUUGACCUGAGAGAUACAGAGCAACCACCGCCGAUAUUAACGGAUGAGUCUGGCGACGACUGCGAUUACCACCACAAGUCGAGACACAGAAUACAUCUGGACUGCAGAAUCAGGCCAGACGGAAUGGAUCAUGAGGACUCCCACCCAACCUGCCGCCAUCGUCACUCCCCUCCUCAAACCCACUGGGAAGACCAGUGUAGCUGCGCUUCCCUGUGUUCCCACUCCAGUGAGGAUUUGACAAAACCCGUCGCUCAGGGCGCCGAAUUAGAAGAGGCCAGACGGGACUACGCCACUCCCGCUGAAAUCCAGCCGCAACCACCGAGCGGCGCCGCCAUGAACCGAAGUCGUCCAGCUUUAAAUGUGCCGGGGAUGUUUGGCUACUGGACGGCAGAGCAACAGCCUCAACAGUACGCCACUCGGGCCUGGAGGUCGUCUUCGGUUCGGAAUUCACAUCGCCUGCCAACUUUCAUAGAAGAGCGACCCAGCGAGCUUGAAUCUCGACUUGAAGUUUUACAUUCGCAGCUUAACAGAUUGGAGACGCGCAUGACGGCCGACAUCAACGUCAUCCUCCAACUCCUCCAAAGGCAGAUUGCUCCCGUUCCUCCUGCUUAUAGCGUCGUGUCUUCCCGAAACCAUCCGACUGACUCGACGGGUCUGUAUGGAAGCGGGUCACCUGUGCUGCACAGCAUGUACCCAAUUGCCUCCAUGCAGAUAGACAGCCGAGCAGCCAUUCAGCACUCCGCCCACUCGGACCUGAACUUUACCAAGAAGUCCCAAGAGUCGCUAUCCAGCGGGAUCCAAAUGACCCCAGAGACAGAAACUCACCCAGGCAUGAACCCUCAUGUCGAAAACCCUCGGACGUGCUCCACCCUGCGUUACCCGUCGCUGCCCAACAACCUCGACGUCACCUCAGGGGUAUCGGACAUCCAGAAACACCUCUCAGACCCGGUACUUCCUGUCCUGUAACAGAAGUACUGGCAUUCAUGAAGUAAAGACUGGUUAAUGUGGAUACGGAUGUGAUCCCUCUUUGGUGACCCUUGAGCAAUAAUCACUGAAACAAAACAUCUUUGUCAUUUCAAAU